ACAGCGCCACCAACAGACCAUGGGCCGCCGCAGUCGCCGACGCGGUGCCUCUGAGGAUGAGGGCAGCCAAUACGUGAAGGAGGAAGUGGACAAGUUUAUGGAUGAGCGGCACAAAGUGGCACUCGAGUCGGAAGAUUCGUCGUCUGGGUCUGUUCAGGAGGAGGUCAUGGCGCUGUCGGAGGCCUCGUCGGCUUCCAGCUCGUCGGUGGUGGAAAGCAGCAGCAGCAGCGGUGGGGCGAGCAGGGCGCGCAGGGGCAAGGGAGGAGCAUCGUCGGGCUCGAGCUCGGACGAAGAGUCGGCAGAGUAUGUGACGGCAGUGGAGCUGGAGGAGCGGCGGCUGAAGGAGAUGCUGGCCAAGCAUCGCAGGCGGAUGGGCAAGCUGGCGCAGCCGCUGGACGACGACUCGGAGGAGGGCUCGGGCGACGCGGCCGAGGCCGAGGCGCUGACCAAGGCAUGGGGCACCUCGCGCGAGGCAUACUACGGUGCCGAUGAGGACGAGAACUCGUACUCGGAUGAGGCCGGCGAGCAUGUGUCGGUCAAGGCCGAUGAGGAGCGGGCGGCGCUGGCACAGCAGCGGGCCAUCGCGGCCGGCCUCUCGGCCCGUGACUAUGGGCUCGACUCGUCCGACUCUGACUCUGACGCGGGGGCCGAGUCUGGGUCAGAUGACGGCGGCAAGAAGGGAGGCAAGGCCGGUUCGCUGCUCGACGCCAAGGUCAUGCCUGCACUGGAGAAGGACAUCGACUCGCUGAGCCUGGAGCAGCAGAUCCAGCUGCUUGAGCGCGACUCGCCCGAGCUGCUGCAGCUCCUUGUCGAGUUCCGCGACAAGAUCAGCGUGCUGCAGGACCAGCUGCUGCCGCUGCUCGAGUCAGUGGCUGCCGCCAAGCUACUGACCAAGGACGGAGUCUCGUACUUGCAGGUCAAGUUCCACCUGCUCCUCUCGUACUGCACAGACAUUGUGUUCUACCUCCUGCUGAAGGCGUCGGGCAAGUCGGUCAAAGACCAUCCGGUCAUCGACGAGCUGCUGCGGCUGCGUGUGACGCUUACCAAGCUCGGCCCGCUCGACAAGAAGCUCGGGUACCAACUGUCCAAACUGCUGCGGAUGGCCAACGCAGAGGCGUCUGGCGAGGAGCUGCAGGCUGCCGCGAGUGCUGAGGGCGUGGCCGGCCGGAUGGCGGCCGAUCCGCUGGCGUUCCGCUCGACGCUUGCGGCGCGGGCGCGGCCGGCGCGGAGCGGCCGCAAGCGCAAGUCGCGGCGCAAGGCUGAGGCGAUGGACUCGUCGGACGACGAUAUUGUCCGGUCGGGCUCGGAUGACGAGUCGGACGAGUCGGGCGUGGCGUCGCCGCCGACGGCGGCGGCCCCGUACCGGGCGCCGCGGGUCACCGCCGUCUCGCUCGACACCGGGUCCGAGGAGGCGCGGCUGGCCAAGAAGGAGCGGCGGGUCAAGGCCAAGCUUCGCAAGUCGUCGAUGCUCCGUGCGCUCAAGGACGAGUUCUCGGAGAAGCCGCGCGAGAUGCGGAACCCAGGCGUGACGGACCUCGAGUUCUUUGACGAGGAGGCAGCCGAGCGGACCAAGUAUGAGGAGGAGAACUUUACGCGGCUCAUUCUGAGCAAGAAGCAGCGGAGGGCCAUGGAGCGCAAGCAGAAGCUCGCGUCGCUCAACCGGCUCGAGGACUUUGACGACUACCGCGACCUUGAGGCCAUCACUUCGAUCGCCAACGAGCGGUCGGACAUGGUGGCGACCAAGGCAGCCAAGGCCCGGUCGCUCGAGCAGUACGUCCGCGACAUGGAGGGUGGCUCCAAGGCCAAGCGCAAGUCCAAGGGCUCGGUCGACGUCGACCUGCCCAUCCGCAAGUCGCACUCGCAGCGCGCGUCAGAGCUCGAGGCUGCACGCGCGCGGCGCAAGGCCAAGCGCGAGCGCAAGGCCAGUGGCGGCGAGUCGGACGAUGACACCAUCGCGCGCCCGACCAAGAAGCGCAAGGCGCUCGACCCCGAAGCCGCUGCUCUCUACGAACAGGCGCUCGAGGCGUCCAAGACCUCGUCGCGCUCCAAGCGCAAGAGCUCGCGCGGCAUCCAUGCCCGCAAGGCGCCCGAGGGCUACAUGGACGACCGCGAGGCUGCCAUGGACGGCGGCAAGCGCGCCGCCGGCUACCAGAUCAUGAACAACAGAGGUCUCCGCCCGCACCGCAACAAGGAGGUCUCCAACCCGCGCAAGAAGGGUCGCAUCCGCUACGAGAAGGCCGUCAAGAAGCGCCGCAGCCAGGUUGCCGACCUCCGCGAGCGCGGCUUCUACGGCGGCGAGGAGCGCGGUAUCAAGGACGACAUCUCCAAGUCCAUCAAGCUGUAGUCCUCCCCCCCCAUCCCCCCGAGACUAUCUGGCCACAGAGCUCAAUGAAGAUGACUCUUGCCACCCGUA
Messenger RNA from Thecamonas trahens ATCC 50062, 2413 nucleotides. Its product is annotated as U3 snoRNP protein. The transcript is spliced from 2 exons. Gene Ontology annotation, cellular component: small-subunit processome; nucleolus. Gene Ontology annotation, biological process: maturation of SSU-rRNA from tricistronic rRNA transcript (SSU-rRNA, 5.8S rRNA, LSU-rRNA). NCBI's taxonomy places the organism in Eukaryota, Apusomonadida, Apusomonadidae. The coding region runs from base 20 to 2344 and encodes 774 amino acids. The record is from RefSeq and is a predicted model, not a curated record.